UUGUCAGUGACAAUAGGUUUGUGAGAAACCUUGUGUCCCAGCAGCUCAGAGUGCUUCAGAUCCCAGCAGAUCAGAGUGCUUCAGAUCCCAGCAGAUCAGAGUGCUUCAGAUCCCAGCAGAUCAGAGUGCUUCAGAUCCCAGCAGAAGGGUUAUCAGUCUGCACUCAGCAUAAUGGGCAUAGGGAAAAUCAUCUUCAGAAUAAUGAUCGCCAUUAUAAUCCUCCUGUUGUUUAUCUUAGCUCUGAUUAUCGGCAUUGGCAUCGCAGGAAAAAAUGGUUUAACAGUAACAGUAGAUUACUCGGUGGGGCUGAUAGGUGAAGACGGAAUACUGAAAUGCUCGUUCCCUCCUGAUGUUAAAGUGACUACGGACAUCCAAUGGGAGAAAGAUGGGGUAAGCGGGACAGUGUACAAGUACGCCAACGGUCAAAAUGAUCUGGCAGGACAGAAUGCAGCCUACAAGGGGCGCACUGCACUUUUCCCCACCCAGCUGGUAACAGGAAAUGCCUCUUUAAAGCUUACCAAGGUGAAACUAUCUGAUGCUGGACUAUACAAGUGCAUUAUAACCAACUCUAAUGGACGAGGGGAGGCCAAGCUGAGCUUCAAAGUAGGAGCUUUCAGUCCCCUGUCUGUGACCAACACAUCCCUCAAAACUCUGCACUGUGAGUCAUCACAAUGGUACCCACAGCCCAAGGUCACGUGGCUCAAUGCCACCUCUGGGGAGACCAUUGCCAAUUCCAGCAGUACCACCUAUGAGCCAGGACUUAAUAGUAUGGUGAAGGUGGUAUCAGACCUUAUAAAUGUGUCUAUGAACACACAGUAUGCGUGUAUCAUACAGAACGAACUGGCCAAGGCUGAGGGGGAUGCUCUGCUCACGGCUUCAUCAUUCACAGCACAGACCCGACUGGAGGAACUCAGCUCAGCAUAUAGCGUUACCUCUCCCCUCGUCCUGUCCUGUGUCCUGUCACUGGCAUGUCUCUUUGUGCCCACCCUGCACUGAACAUAGCGAGAAUGCACCUACAGACCAGGAGCCUCUGGGUUUUGGAGACCAACCUGAGCCAAGUGAGGAGAAGUUAUUCCCCAGUCUCCUGGUCCUGUUCGGCUCCCUGUCCCUUUCUCAUUAAUCAGCAAUAUAAGGAAUGGUUGCUGUGAAUUUUGCAGAGAGAACAGGCAGGUAGUUGUACCUUACAGUGGGAUCUGCACAUUCAUGGAGCCAGAUGUGGGGUCUCACCGGUCUCCUCUUCAGAUCGAUAUUAUGGUUCAAUAGACUUAGCACAAGCAGUAACAGACAAUAGUCUCAUUCUCAUGCUGUUCCCUGACACAAUCCUGUUCUUCAUAUUGUUUCUGCCCAUCUGUAUAUGGUCUUGCAAUAUAAUUUAUUAGAACUUUUUUUGCAACAAUUUUGUAUCUAACAGGAAUGGUUUUGGCUUCCUUUCCUGUGAUAAGCCAAUCCCACUAGUUCCACCACCAGAAGUACCAACAGGAAAAUCUGAUAUUAUUACACUGGGAUUGGGAGAAAUAUAAACAGACUUUUCUCUGGGGUGGUGCUUUAGGGGAUUUCCAUGCACCUGCACAAAAUAUGAUGAUCUGUUAAAAUAAAACAUGGCAGCUAAAUGGUUUAAUAUUGAUAAGAACUAUCUAAUGUCUCAAUACAAGUUUUUUCCCCUUUUUUGUGCAAAUGGACCCUCUAAUGGUCCAUUUGCACAAAAAUGGUUUUACUUUAGUUGAAUACAAGUUACACACAUACAGAUACACACACAUGCACUCAAUAUGUACACAUAUUGAUAUAUAUAUGGUACACAUGAACAAGCACUGUCUAACUGUCAACAUGCACUGAGAUAAGACAAAAAUAUAGGCAAAUGUAAGAUGCUACACUCAGAAAACAGCAUAAUGUGAUUUAUAUUGACUGAAGGAUUUAAUUUUUAAAGUGCACUCCCAGCUCACUGCUAACUGUCCCUUUCCAGUGAGCUUCAUUACUUUUAAUAGGAGCCAUCUCGCCACUCGCAGGGACUGCCCCUUUUUUACGAUCAUUUCACCAGGACAGCCCUGCGAGAGUCGGCGAGAAAAGUUAGGUUUAUAUUAUCUAACCCUCUCUCUUCUCUCUCAUUCUCUCUCUCUCUUUUCUCUCUGUCUUUUCUCUCUUCUUCUCUCUCUUCUCUUUCUCUCUUCCUCUCUUAUCUCUCUCUUUUCUCUGUCUUUCUCUCUCUCUCUCCCCCUCUCUCUCUCUCUCUCUCUCUCUCUCCCCCCUCUCUCUCUCUCUCUCUCUCUCUUUUUCUUGCUACUUCUCUCUCUCCUCUCACUGCUUUCUCUCUCUCUCCUCUCACUGUUUAUUCUCUCUCUCCUCUCACUGUUUUCUCUCUCUGUCUCACUAUUUUAUCUUUCUCUCUCUCUCCCCUCUCUCUCUCCUCUCACUGUUCCCUAUCUCUCUCCUCUCACUGUUCUCUCUCUCUCUCUCUUUCUCUCUCUUUCUCUCUUUUUCUUGCUACUUCUCUCUCUCCUCUCACUGUUUUCUCUCUCUGUUUCUCCUCUCACUGUUUAUUCUUUCUCUCCUCUCACUGUUUUCUCUCUCUGUCUCACUGUUUUAUCUCUCUCUCUCUCUCUCUCUCUCUCUCUCUCUCUCUCUCUCUCUCUCUCUCUCCCCCUCUCUCUCUCCUCUCACUGUUCUCUCUCUCCUCUCACUGUUCUCUCUCUCUCUCUCUCUCUCUCUCUCUCUCUCUCUCUCUCCUCUCACUGUUCUCUCUCUCUCUCUCCUCUCACUGUUCUCUCUCUCUCUCUCUCUCUCUCCUCUCACUGUUCUCUCUCUCUCUCUCUCCUCUCACUGUUCUCUCUCUCUCUCUCUCUCUCUCUCUCUCUCUCUCUCUCUCUCUCUCUCUCUCUCUCUCUCUCUCUCUCUCCUCUCACUGUUCUCUCUCUCUUCCUUUUCUCCCAGUUCUAUGACUAAUUGUAUCUGUUUAGUCAUUCACCCUUUGUUUUGUUCAUCACUGAAUCAUGUAUGGAACUAAGACCCCAGUGUGUCAUUUGAGAGGGAAGAUCACUAUUUUUUAUGCUACACCUGCUUCUCUCUAACAUUAAGUUAUAUUUUAUUUUUUAGAUAAAAUCAAUGUUGUAUAUGUUUUUCUGUUCAAUAAUAAAUGUGACUUGUUUUGGAAAAAA
Bombina bombina (fire-bellied toad) is the source of this 3149-nucleotide messenger RNA. Its product is annotated as V-set domain-containing T-cell activation inhibitor 1-like. The transcript has 6 exons. Bases 172 to 996 code for a protein of 274 amino acids. The record is from RefSeq and is a predicted model, not a curated record. Lineage: Eukaryota; Metazoa; Chordata; Amphibia; Anura; Bombinatoridae.